AUGAAGAUAUUCCACAUGAUUCAUUUGAGUCCUAUAAGCAAUCCCGUCGUCGGCUUGCAUGUUCGCAAGCUGAUGACCGCAGCUACAUGGAUCCUUAUUGCGCUACCUCUCUCCUGUAGCUACCCUGCCCUUGCCACCGGAACAGAGGCAGAUGCUCUUCGUCGCACUGGGUGGUGGCUUGACUUCCUUAUGAGCCACACUUCCGCGUCGCAUUGCACGUGGCCUGGCAUUUCGUGCAACGAUUCCGGAAGCGUCAUCGAAAUAAAUAUACAACGACGAGUCUACCACGCAACUAAUUUGAGCAAUGUGGAUUUCUCUGCGCUCCGCAAUCUCGCCUCUCUUCGGUUGUCUGAUAAUUACCUCCACGGUAUCAUUCCCCUCCAAAUAUGUGUACUCCCAAAGCUCAGGCACCUCGACAUGUCCCGCAAUUACCUAACUGGUGAGUUACCUAUUUGUCUCCCAAACCUUACCAUGCUAGAAGUCAUUGAUAUUCAGAGUAAUAAUAUCAGUAGUCGCAUCCCUCCUGAAUUGGGAAAUCUGAAGAAGCUAUGGUACCUAGAUCUCGGUUUCAAUUUGCUUCUUGGCCCUAUCCCUCCGACUCUUGGUCUCUUGUCUAAUUUGAUGCAUCUCGAUUUGGGGAGAAACCUUUUCAAUGGCUCUAUUCCUCUGGAAAUAGGGAAGUUGACAAACUUAGCAUACCCGAGCAUGGAAGGUAAUGAAUUCAAUGGAUCUAUCCCGUCAUCAAUAGGUAAUUUGAAGAGCCUAAUUGAGUUGAGGCUGCGCUUAAACUCCUUCAAUGGCUCUAUUCCUCUGGAAAUAGGGAAGUUGACAAACUUAGCAUAUCCGAGCAUGCAAGGUAACGAAUUCUAUGGAUCUAUCCCGUCAGCAAUAGGUAAUUUGAAGAGCUUGAUUGAGUUGAGGCCGUGCUCAAACUCCUUCACCGGCCCUAUUCCUCCGGAAAUAGGGAAGUUGACAAACUUAGCAUAUCCGAGCAUGGAAGAAAACGAAUUUAGUGGAUCUAUCCCAUCAGCAAUAGGUAAUUUGAAGAGCCCGAUUGAGUUGAGGCCGUGCUCAAACUCCUUCACCGGCCCUGUUCCUUCAUCUCUAGCACAUUUAACUAGCUUGAGGGUUCUAGAUUUACGUAACAAUGAAUUCGACGGAGCUAUUCCAUUGAAAUUAGGAAAUUUGAAGAGUCUCACUCAUCUCGAUUUGAGCUCUAACUACUUCUCCGGAAAAAUUCCUCAUGAACUUGGGAGUUUGGUCAUGUUAAACUAUCUCGAUCUUCAUAAUAAUUCUCUUCACGGUUCAAUUCCCAAUUUUAAAAAGCUUUUCAGCUUAGAGUACAUUGAUUUGUCGUGCAAUCAUCUCACGGGGGAAAUUCCAAUUAAUCUGUUCAAUGUCCGUGAAAGAGAUUUCCAUAGCCAUAGUUUGGGAGGGACUGAUGGUUCUAGAAGAGCGUCCACGGUUACGCUAAUGGUGGGAUUGAUACCGCUGAUGGCUAUACCAGUCAUUUCCUGUUUGGUUCUUGCUUAUGGGCUCAUAUUUCGACGUAGAGUGAAGAGCAUGCAACCAGAGACAAUAGAAAAAAAUGGAGAUUUUUUGUCAAUCUGGAAUUAUGAUGGGAGAAUUGCAUAUGAAGACAUAAUCAAUGCAACAGAAGAUUUUGACAUUAAAUAUUGCGUCGGGACCGGCGAUUACGGUAGUGUCUAUAGAGCACAAUUGCCCAAUGGGAAAAUCGUGGCAUUGAAGAAACUUCACCGUCUUGAAGCAGAGGACCCAUCAUUUGACAAGAGCUUCCGGAACAAAGUGAAACACUUGAUUGAAGUACGACAUAGAAGCAUAAUUAAGCUCCAUGGUUUUUGCUUACACAAGCGAUGCAUGUUCUUGGUUUAUGAAUACAUGGAAAGGGGGAGUCUAUUUUGUGCUUUGAGAGAUGAAGUUGAAGCGGUGGAGCUAGAUUGGUCUAAAAGACUCAAUAUUGUUUGGGAUAUGGCACAUGCCUUGUCUUACCCGCAUCACGAUUGCGCUCGACCAAUUAUUCAUCGAGACAUAUCUAGCAACAACAUUUUGCUCGAUAACAAAAUGCAGGCUUUCCUAUCGGAUUUCGGCACGGCAAGACUCCUAGAACCUAAUUUCUCAUCGAAUCUCACUGCAAAUAUCGCAGGCACUCAUGGAUAUAUAGCACUGGAGCUCGCUUAUACUUUGGUCAUCAAUGAGAAGUGCGACGUAUACAGCUUUGGAGUGGUAGCAAUGGAAACAAUCAUGGGUGGGCAUCCGGCCGAUAUCAUCUUGAUAUUGUCGACGCUCUUUAGAGAAGAUAUUAUGCUACAUCAUAUAUUAGACCCACGCUUGCCAAUCCCAAGAGAGAAUUCUACCGCAAGAAGUAUCGUUCUGGUAGUUGCUCUAGCACUUGCUUGCUUAAGUAGCAAUCCAAAGUCUCGACCCACGAUGAAACAAGUUUCGGAAACUUUUCGAGCUCCAAAACUAGCGUUGCCCCAGCCCUUCCAUUCCAUCUCGCUUGCGCAGCUCCAAAAAAAUAAUCAAGGAGUAUGGUGGGAAGGUGGAUCAAGAGAAGCAUCGUCAAGCCUACAAGAAGAGCAAGGACCAUGAAGUACUUGCCCCAAUACAAGCAAUAAGUUUCCAUGGAAUGAAGAGUCGAUCGAUAAAAUGAUGGUGUAAAUUGGUGAACGCGAUUGAGGAUAUG
Molecule: messenger RNA, 2704 nt
Organism: Rhodamnia argentea
Lineage: Eukaryota; Viridiplantae; Streptophyta; Magnoliopsida; Myrtales; Myrtaceae
Product: probable leucine-rich repeat receptor-like protein kinase At1g35710
Exons: 2
Coding region: 1-2610 (869 amino acids)
Biological process (GO): hormone-mediated signaling pathway; protein phosphorylation
Cellular component (GO): plasma membrane
Molecular function (GO): ATP binding; protein kinase activity; protein binding
Source: RefSeq, a predicted model, not a curated record